CAAAAUCACUUCAUCUUAGUAUUAGCUAACCAAACGCGAUGCACCAGAUUACUCUCUCUCCGAUCACCCUCGCCAAACUCCUCCUCCUCCUCUUCUUCUUCUUCCUAUUCUCCGGCGAAUCCACGGCCACCGGAGAUUCACUUCCCGACUCCUGCAACAACACGACUUUCAACUGCGGCCACCUCCGAAACAUCUCUCACCCCUUCAGCGGCGGCAACCGUCCCGAUCACUGCGGUCUGCCGCAGUUCCGACUCACCUGCGUCAACGAUUCCACCGAGCUGACAAUCAACUCGGUCAAGUACCGAGUCCUCCGACUCAACUCGUCCGAGCAAACUCUCUCGCUGGCUCGGUCAGACCUCUGGAACAAAACCUGCACCCGCGAAUUCGUAAACACCACGUUCGAAGACACCGCGUUCAGCUCCGGCGCCGACAACGUGGAUCUGAGACUGGCGUACGAGUGCCGUAACGUUGAGGCUGACAAGAAGCCGCUGAAUAUGCAGUUCGAGUGUGAGGAUCACGCGCCAGCGUUCUUCUUGGUUGGACCGGUUGAGUUCGAUCUACUUCUGGGAAACAUAACGUGCGAUGAGGUUGUUAGGGUUCCGAUGAUGGAGUCGUCGGGGAAGGCACUGUUGAGUAAUCCAUCGUCGCUUGCGGAAGCUCUGAUGAUGGGCUUUAACGUCAAUUACACCAUUCCCAUGCCACCAGGGCCACCAUCAAAACAAAUUCCAAUCGCUAUAGGUAUAGUUGUGGCCACUGUGUCCAUUAUAAUACUCUUCACAAUGAUUCUAUGUUACCAUAAAAGAGAACAAUGGGUACUUAAUUGGAUAAAAGAGAAAAAGGAAGAGUUGGAUGUGGAGGCAUCCAUAAGGAAUCAUGGAUCAAUUGCCCCAAAAAGAUAUAGUUAUGCCACUAUUAAGAAAAUGACAAACUCAUUUACACAAGAAAUAGGUAAAGGCGGUUUCGGAGUUGUAUUCAAGGGAACACUACCUGAUGAUGGACGUCUUGUGGCAGUAAAAAUGUUGAAUUCAUCAAAGAGCAAUGGCGAAGAUUUUAUCAAUGAAGUUGUUACUAUUGGUAGAACUUCUCAUGUUAAUAUAGUAACUCUUAUUGGAUUUUGCUACGAAAGGAAGAAAAGAGCUCUCGUUUAUGAAUACAUGCCAAAUGGAUCGUUGGAUAACUUUAUUUUCAACAAAGAAGCUUCAGGUGAAGAAAAUAAUCGUCUAGAAAGGAAGACAUUGUACCAGAUCGCCAUAGGCAUUGCGAAAGGAUUGGAAUACUUACAUUGUGGUUGCAAUACACGGAUUUUGCAUUUUGAUAUAAAACCUCAAAACAUUCUUUUAGAUGAAGACUUUUGCCCUAAAAUUUCUGAUUUUGGACUUGCCAAGCUUUCGAUGAAGAAGCAUGAGAGCAUUGUGUCGAUGGUCGGAGCUAGAGGUACUAUAGGAUACAUUGCACCCGAGGUGAUCACUCGAGGCUACGGUGGAGUGUCUCACAAAUCCGAUGUUUAUAGUUUUGGAAUGUUGGUUCUCGAAAUGGUUGGAGGUAGAAAUAAUUACGAUGUUGCAGCUUCUCGUACCAGCGAAAUAUAUUAUCCGAAUAUAAUGUAUAAGGAUUUGGAAAUAGAAAAUAAUGAAGCAAGUAUUAUGAGAAACAUGACUGAAUUAGAAAAAGAAAUGGCAAAGAAGAUGAUAUUAGCUAGUUUUUGGUGCAUUCAAACAAAUCCGGCAGAUCGACCAUCUAUGAGUAAAGUAGUAGAGAUGUUAGAAGGAAGUCUACAAUCCAUAGAGAUUCCACCAAAGCCUUCAAUCAUGUUUUCUCCUUCAAGGUCUCCAUAACUAUCCACUUCACUUUCAAUGUAAAAGUUUUCUAGUAUGGACUUAUAAAAAAUUAAAAAUAUCUAUUACUUAUAUUUAAGAGAUAGUCAAAAUAUGUUAUUGACUUUUUAUUUAUUUAUUUUUUUUGUCA
This is a messenger RNA of Humulus lupulus (European hop), 1965 nucleotides long. RefSeq names its product LEAF RUST 10 DISEASE-RESISTANCE LOCUS RECEPTOR-LIKE PROTEIN KINASE-like 2.1. Bases 39 to 1835 code for a protein of 598 amino acids. NCBI's taxonomy places the organism in Eukaryota, Viridiplantae, Streptophyta, Magnoliopsida, Rosales, Cannabaceae. The record is from RefSeq and is a predicted model, not a curated record. The transcript is spliced from 3 exons. Gene Ontology annotation, molecular function: ATP binding; protein kinase activity; polysaccharide binding. Gene Ontology annotation, biological process: protein phosphorylation.